Messenger RNA from Penicillium macrosclerotiorum, 1284 nucleotides. RefSeq names its product phosphoinositide binding protein ATG18. The coding region runs from base 1 to 1284 and encodes 427 amino acids. The transcript has 5 exons. Gene Ontology annotation, cellular component: fungal-type vacuole membrane; phagophore assembly site membrane; cytosol. The record is from RefSeq and is a predicted model, not a curated record. Lineage: Eukaryota; Fungi; Ascomycota; Eurotiomycetes; Eurotiales; Aspergillaceae. Gene Ontology annotation, molecular function: phosphatidylinositol-3-phosphate binding; protein binding; phosphatidylinositol-3,5-bisphosphate binding. Gene Ontology annotation, biological process: protein localization to phagophore assembly site; protein lipidation; nucleophagy.
AUGGCUAUGAAUUUUGUGACGUUCAACCAGGAUUUCAGCUACCUUGCUGUCGCCACCUCCAAGGGAUUCCGCAUUUUCACCACCGACCCAUUUGCGAAAAGCUAUGAGACAAAAGAGGGAAAUAUCGCUGUCAUUGAGAUGCUGUUUUCCACAUCCUUAGUAGCGCUUAUUCUAUCCCCGCGACGGUUACAGAUCACAAACACCAAGCGUCAAAGCACAAUAUGUGAACUUACGUUUCCCACCACGGUCCUAUCUGUGAAGCUAAACCGGAAACGUCUGGUUAUCGUGCUAGAAGAUCAGAUCUACCUCUACGAUAUUCAGACCAUGGGGCUAUUAUCGACGAUAGACACUUCCCCCAACCCUCACGCGAUCUGUGCCUUAGCUCCGUCGUCGGAUAAUUGCUAUAUGGCAUACCCAUUACCUCAAAAGGCCCCUGCAGCUAUCAAACAGCCAGCCCACGCUCCCCCUGGAACCACUCAUGUCUCGCCGACAAGCGGAGAGGUACUCAUAUUCGAUGCGGUCAAACUCGAAGCGAUUAAUGUCAUAGAAGCCCACCGCUCCCCACUAGCCUUCAUCACACUCAACAGUGACGGAACCCUACUCGCGACAGCUUCAGACAAGGGAACUAUCAUUCGUAUUUUCUCGGUACCUGAUGGUCAUAAAUUAUAUCAAUUUAGACGUGGCUCCAUGCCCUCCCGGAUCUACAGCAUGUCUUUCAACACCACGUCUACCCUCCUCUGUGUUUCUUCAUCCACCGAAACGAUUCAUCUUUUCAAACUGAGUCCACAAGGUCCAUCAUCAGAUGGAUCUUCAGCACAUUCGCCUGUUGGUCGUGAGCAAAGCGGAACUAGCCAUUACAGCAAUCUACACGAUGAGGACGACAUGGGCGGCGACUCAAACGCAGAUCUAGCCUCAAGAAAGCACAAUGGUACUUUAAUGGGGAUGCUACGCCGGACAUCUCAAAACGUCGGUGGUGCUGUUGCGGCAAGGGUGGGUGGAUAUCUUCCCAAGGGGGUUAGCGAGAUGUGGGAGCCGGCGCGAGACUUCGCCUGGAUCAAGUUGCCCCGAUCAAGCCAGGGGGCCGGGGGCAAUGGAAACGCCGCCCCCAUUCGGAGUGUUGUAGCUAUGAGCAGCAACACCCCCCAGGUGAUGGUCGUGACUAGCGAUGGCAACUUUUAUGUCUUCAACAUCGAUUUGUCGAAGGGUGGGGAAGGGACUCUCACAAAGCAGUACUCGGUGGUUGAUUCAAAUGACCGGUUAGGAUACCCUGCGGUGGAGUAUUGA